This is a messenger RNA of Coregonus sp. 'balchen', 746 nucleotides long. Lineage: Eukaryota; Metazoa; Chordata; Actinopteri; Salmoniformes; Salmonidae. The record is from the annotation of a GenBank genome assembly.
AUGGCAACAACUGCAGCACCUGCCAAACUAUGUGCUGAGCUGCUUCUGGAUGGGUUUCCUCUGGAGCUGGUGGAUGGAGACGCGUCCAACAUACCUCUGAGAUGGGUGAGUGAUGUGCUGCAUCAGCUCAAUGUCUUGGUGCAGCCAAAGAACAAGAUCCUGGUGGUAACCGUUCUAGGUGUUAUUUAUUUAUUAUUUAUUUAUUUUAUUUUAUUUUAUUUUAUUCAGAGCACAGGAAAAUCUACUCUACUGAACACUAUGUUUGGAGCGCAGUUCACAGUCAGUAGCGGCAGAUGCACAAGAGGGGCCUUCAUGCUUCUCAUCAAAGUCAAAGACGACUUCAGGAAAGAGCUGAACUGCGACUUCAUAGUGAUCAUCGACACAGAAGGACUGAAGUCUCCAGAGCUAGCGCAGCUGGAUGACAGCUAUGAGCACGACAAUGAGCUAGCCACAUGCGUUGUCGGGCUGAGUGAUGUCACAAUGCUCAAUAUUGCCAUGGAGAACUCAACCGAGAUGAAGGACAUCCUGCAGAUCGUCGUCCACGCUUUUCACCGAAUGAAAGCGGUGGGAAAGAAACCCAAGUGCCAUUGUCCACCCGAAAAUGGCAGAUCUCGGCACAUGACAAGAACAUGAGAGACUGGAAAAUGCUCUUGGAGCAAUUGAAUGAGAUGACCCAGGCAGCAGCCAGAAUUGAAAACCAGGAGGAGAACAAGAGCUUCACUGAUGUGAUGGAGUACAACCCAUAG